This is a messenger RNA of Toxoplasma gondii ME49, 4476 nucleotides long. RefSeq lists its product as hypothetical. The record is from RefSeq and is a predicted model, not a curated record. Lineage: Eukaryota; Apicomplexa; Conoidasida; Eucoccidiorida; Sarcocystidae. The transcript has 7 exons. The coding region runs from base 1426 to 3213 and encodes 595 amino acids.
GAGCCCUUACGGUACCUAGGUACAACCCGUCCACGGACUGCUGCGAUUCCACCCCAGUACCACGCGCUUCCCAGCAUAACACACAUCCGAGGAAGGGAAAUGAGACGCCAGGCAGUUCUGGAUCCUGAAUCAACAGAGCGAAAGUGUAUCCACUUUCACCAUCGAUCUAGCUCCAGUUUUCUUCUGUCUUGGUCGUGAGUGGUCGCCGAGGUGUAGAAAACGAAAAUGACCAUGUUCACCGUGCGCUGCGGUGUGUGUGUUGGAUCUGCGUAGACACGAGACAUAUGUCUUCAUUCCCUCUGCGCCAUUCCCACAGAGAAUCGCGACCUAUCGCCGACUGCUCCACUUUCGCGCCUGCUGAAUGAUCGGAGAAAGACGAGGCAAGACCAGGUCACACUGUCUAUGCAGUGUCGCUGACUCUCGGUUUUUUUUGCUGCAUGCGGCGACGGCGAAAAGAGUCUUGCAGAUGCGGCUGCGAGGCGAAGCGUCACGGCCCAGUGGCACUUGAGAGUUGUUCUUUCUCCUUUUUCUAGUGCGCCUGCCGCAGAAUCCGUCUCUUCCGUCUUCCAUUUCCUGCCGUUUCUCGCCGACUUCGUAUCGUAGUGCCUUCGCGGAAAGCGCAGACACAGCGCUGCUGCCGCCACCUGCUACAGCUCUCUCCUUGUUUCACUGGCGCGUCCCACGACCGAUUCGACUGCCUUUUUCUCCCCGUCAUCCGCCUUCUUACGCGGGCAGACGUCCACAGCUGUUUCAGGAAACCUUUCUUGCCGCAAACCGAGAGUCGGAAAGAGCUGCGCUAUGUGGGGGUGCAUACACCGUCGACCCUCCAGCUUGCUGCACAGUGCAUAUCCGAAAUACUCGCUUGUCCGCGCUUGUGAUAUCCAGUCGAGUUUCAGCUUCGUGGAAGUUCAGGAGGCCUUCUUCGUGUGGCGUCUCCCGCCGUCAAAUGCCGGCAUGGAGAAGCCAAGUCUUGCUGCCUACCGGUUCCGCAUGUCUUGUGCGUCCUCCAGUUUUGCGACUUUUCCUUCAGGAAAGCUUUUCAGAGAUUCGAGGUGUGCUCAACCGUAAGCCGCCUCGAAUCUUGUGCGUCGGAUGCAGUGACUAGGGCCGACAGGGUAUCUCUCCCUUCGGCGCCUCACGGUGCUCCAGCUCCGUCUCUCGCUGGCCUCUUGCCUUGCCCGCCUCAUUCUCUUCUUUCCUGUCUUUUCUCUCUUGUCUUUCUUUUCUUUCGUCUGCCCUCUUCCCCUUGAACUCUUCUUUUGCAUCCAUUUCUCUCUCUGUCUGUUGUCUUCUCGUCCGUCUCUUUGGACUCCGUGUUCUUUCUCCUCGCGUACAUCUGUUCCUCUCUCUGCUCUUCUCUUUCCUCUCGUCUGUCUCUGUUCUCUUUCUUCUGCUUUUGCGUAUCGUUCUUCUCGCGUCGGGAAGAUGCCUGUCGCAGGUGAAGCAGUCGAGAUGCCGGUUCCGGCGGGCGGCUUUUCUGCGUCUUUGGGGUCUGCUCCUCCAGCCCUGUCUCCGUUGUUUUCUUCUCCUUCUGAGCUUCUGUACACGUUCUUUCCACUCGUUGUGCUCUUUGUCUGUUUCCACGCAAUCAGUUCGAACUCUCCGUCUUCUCCUUCGCUCUCGAUUUCAGCCUCGAUUCGCGCCUUUCGCCUGCACCUCGCCGCAGUCCACCACAGCCUCCCCACCUCGCUCUUCUCCCUGAACGUCCUCCUCUCUCCCGCUUUCCUCUGUCUCCUUCUGCCCUACGCCUCCUUUCUGCUGCUGCGCCUGCUCCCGGCUCUGUCCUUGGAGCCUUCGAUUCCACCGAGUGCAGUCGCCGUCACGUACUCCGACCUCUUUCAGUCGCCCUCCGUCUUCUCUCUCCCCGCCGCCGAGACCACCCAACUCGCAGGCGAGAGGAAGAAACGGCUGUUUCUUUCCUUCUUCUCGCUCCCAGAUCCCCAAACCUUUUCGCCUCUCCUGCGCUUCCUCCUCCAUCCCUUCUACCUCUCCCAGAGCUCCGUCGUCUUCUGGCUGGGCGUCGGCCCCUUUCUGCUCUACUCCUGUGCUGUGUACAUACAGCAGGCGAUCGAAGAGGAACGCAGAGGCCUGACACUCGCCCAGCAGACGGACAGACAGAUCUCUUCUCCACGACUGCGCGCUGCCCUCGCGAUUCUCAUUUGCCUCUACAUGCCUGCAGUCUUCAUGACAUGGCUUGUCGCUCAUGUCUUCCCCACAGCCGAGGCGCAGCCGUUCCGAUACUUUGGAGUCAGCGGGACGAUCUACGCUCUCGCCGCCGUCGUCUUCUUCUAUGAUCCCGUGGUCCACAGCGGCAUGUUUGCGGAUCCUUCGAUUCAGUUCCCGCUGCCGCUGCACGUCCGUAGCGUGACGUCGGUGCUCGUUUUCUUUCUCUUUCUUUUCUCGCCGCCUCCUGGCGACCUUCUUCUUCUUCUCUCCGGCGCGCUGUCCGCCGUCCUCGCCGUCGCGGCAGCCACGGUGCCGCCGUUCUUCGGUGUCUCUGGCGCUGUGGCGGCUUUCUCUGCAGUCACCUCGGCUGUCGCGUUCGGGGGCCGUCUGGGCAUCUCACACACUCUGGUCUCGUCUGUUUCGUCGCUCUUCUUCGUCGACUUGGGUCCUCUCGACUCCGGCGCCGUGUCUCCCGCAGGAAAGGAAUACAUGCGCGUCUCUUCAGACGGAGCAGCGCCGCCAGAUCCCCUCACCUGGACUGUCGCAGGUCUCUUCCUCGUCUUCGCGGGGGGUAUGGCUCUCGCCGGCGCCUGCUGGCGCUGGGCGUCUCUCCUCGACUGGCUUGUCCACGCCGUCAGAGACGGGAGGAGCGUACGGGCUCGCUUGACAUCUGCGGCGGUCAUGGUGGCUUUCACCUGUCUCCCUUUUUCGUUUUCUUCUCUCCCGUCUCUCGGGGAGCUUUUCUCGGAUCCGCUGAAGACCUUGCGCAGCUUGCCCGUCGGCGAUCCGAGCUUGUACGCGGUCACUUGCACCGAGCGAACUGUGCUUCUGGGGUCGAUUGGAGCGAAGACCGCGGCAUUCUGGACACCCUUGUUUGGGAUGGGAGGUCGAAGCCGUAAACUCAAGUACUUCAUUGGCCCUCUCCUGUUGUUCCUUCUCUUCGUCGGAAUGACGAGCGAGCACUGGCGGCGGAUCGGUCCCGGAUUCAUCGGCACGGUGUUUUCUUUGUAUCAGUUGUUGGCGCUCCAGCCGCAGGAGGAACCGUGAAAGGAGAAGUACGGAAGCGUUGAAAAAGAGAAGCCGGGGGAGCCCGUUGACCUCUCUAGAGUGCUGAGCGGAGACGUUUGUGUGGCUGCUCUCCGGCUUCUCUGGUGACGCUGGACGCGUCGUGAGAGCUCGGAGGUUUCGACGGUCGUGCGGCACUGCGGCGCUCUCUGCCGCUUGGAGGAGAACGGUGGUUUGACUCCUCUUGUGCACCCCGCUCGAGCGGAAGACAUUUAUGUGACCUGCGUCCGGCUCGGGAUACUCGGCAAAGACAUGCAUCCGGUGAAAAUCUCAAAAAAAAGCCCAGAAACUCGUGCGUGGGAGACCGGCGCGGGUCGUGCGGUGUACGCACAGCGGGAAGUCCCGGGUGCGAGCUGGGGAACUGUGUGCUUUCCGUUUUCAGCCGCUCUCGGCGCUUCUGCGCGUUUCUGUCGGCCAAAAAAACGUAUGUUUGCGUCACAACGCACGGGUAAUCGAUUGCCGCUCCCUCCGCAAAAGAGGGCGCCUCAUCAGUGCUUGCUUCGUGGAAAGGAAAGACUUGGUGGAGAAGGGUGCGAGGAAAGCGCAAAAAAAGUCAAACGGGGGGGCUUCUCCCGUCUUGGCUCUGCAGUGCUGUCGUGGAGACCUCUUUUCUUCCGGCGCCUCGCACCACUGGCCCAGAUGCUCUUCAGAAAUCAUUUUUUGAAACACUCUGCAUCAGCUUCUCUUCGAUCUGACAGGCAACUGGCCAACGCGUGGAACGCGACUUUCUAGACUCAGUCCUGGAACAUACGUGGAAACAACACACGUAUAAAUUGAAAAUGCAUGUGCAGCCCUGUCAGUCCGUCGCGGCAAAGUCUCCCUCCUAAUGUUUGUCUGUUCCGGGCACAUUUCGCUAAAAAUUGUGGAGAAACCUAGAAUUCGCACUUUCCACUGCGGAACACGGCAAUCAUAGAGACCUUGGUUGUCUGUAUCUCACGAGUCGAACAUUUAGUAGCCUAGGAACAAAGAUGUCAGUAGCCACAGAGAACUUGGCUGCAUGUACCUCGUGAGUCCUACUCAGUAUCGUACGUAGUAGAGGGUCUCUGUUCACCUGGAGAGUGGACACAAAUACAUGCGCCUUUGCAGAGAACCUGGACCAAGCCGAAUCCGGAAAUUCCGACGGUUAGACGCACCUGUGUUCCUUGAUACUUACACGUGUGUAGAUGCCUUCUCGCUUCACAUGGCGAGUUUUUCCCACUUGAAUCCUGGUCUCUUUACCACCGCAGACAAUUCCUCAUUUCCGCG